Molecule: messenger RNA, 1605 nt
Organism: Lottia gigantea (owl limpet)
Lineage: Eukaryota; Metazoa; Mollusca; Gastropoda; Lottiidae
Exons: 13
Coding region: 1-1605 (534 amino acids)
Biological process (GO): negative regulation of autophagy
Source: RefSeq, a predicted model, not a curated record
AUGGAGUUUGCAGAUUUUAUCAAGACGCCAAUGGUAAAUAAUGUAGUUUUAAGACAGAAAUUUAAGAAAGCAGUUGAUGGAACUUUGUGUAUCACCGGACAUCACUUGAUUCUGUCUUCUCGUAAUCAACAUACUGAGGAACUCUGGUUGUUACAUAGUUGUGUAGACAGUAUAGAAAAGAAGCUAACAGGUUCUACUGGCACCCUGACUUUAAAAUGUAAAGAUUUUACUAUUCUGUUCCUGGAGUUUCAGACAGUAGAGGAUUGCCUUGAUGUCUGUACCUCUAUAGAACAACUCUCUAAUCUAGCUGAUCUCGGAAUGAAGUAUCCCUUCUCGUAUCGGCCUAUGUUUGAGAUAUUAGAAGAUGGCUGGCAAGCGUUUCCACCAGAGAUUGAGUUUAACAGACAGAAAGAAUGUGGAGAAGAAUGGAGACUGAGUUAUGUUAAUAAAGACUAUAAGUUGUGCCCGUCGUAUCCAAGUGUAGUUAUAGUACCUAAACAGAUAGAAGAUGAGCUUCUACAACGCGUGGCCAAGUUUAGACAUCAUGGCAGAUUUCCGGUGUUAAGUUAUUUUCAUAAAGAUAAUAAGUCAGUAUUAAUGAGAAGUAGUCAGCCUCUAACAGGACAGAAUGGUAAUAGAUGUAAGGAAGAUGAGAAGCUGGUCAACUCUGUUUUAAGUCAGGGUAGACGUGGUUAUAUCAUAGACACUAGAGCUCAAAGUGUAGCCAAGAUGGCGCAAGCAAAGGGUGGAGGCUACGAACCCGAGGCUAAUUAUUCAAGAUGGCGAAGAAUACAUCAGCCAAUCGAAAGACACCAAGCAUUCCACGAUUCUUUAAUCAAAAUGAUAGAAGCUUGUAGUGAUAGUAAUUCUAGUAUGGAUAAAUGGUUAUCCAAGUUAGAAUCUAGUAAUUGGAUGACUCAUAUUAAAGAUAUUUUAACAUGUGCAUGUGUCGUGGCUCAAUGUAUGGAUAAGGAAGGAGCGUCAGUGCUAGUUCACGGAGCAGAUGGAUUUGAUACAACUCUACUAGUUACGUCUCUGGCUCAGUUAAUCUUAGAUCAAGAUUGUCGAACUGUCUCUGGGUUUGAAGCGUUGAUAGAAAGAGAGUGGAUAAGGGGAGGUCACCCAUUCCGAGAGAGAUGUAGCAAGUCAGCGUAUGCUAUCAGUAAACAACGGAAAGAGUCGCCUGUCUUUAUUCUAUUUAUAGAUGCUGUGUGGCAGAUCUUACAACAGUUUCCAUGUUCGUUUGAAUUUAACGAAGAGUUUUUGAUAUUUUUAAUUCACCAUGCUUAUUCCUCACAAUAUGGUACGUUUUUAUGUAAUAAUGAAAAAGAAAGGAUAGAACAUAAAGUAACAACUAAAACUGUCUCUCUGUGGUCGUUUAUUAACAGACCUCAAGUUUUAAACCAGUAUUUAAAUCCCAUGUAUGAACCUAAUCCAGUUGUUAUCUGGCCGUCUGUUGCUCCUCAAAGUCUGACUCUAUGGAACAGUUUAUAUCUGAGAUCUCAUAUUGAUCAGACUCCACAUGAAGACGCCUGGAGAGAAAUCACCAAGACUCGAGAAUUUGAUAAAGAAUUGAAAGCUAAAGCUGGAAAACUUAGAAGGUAA